AAUGCACCGACUGCAGCAAUCAGGUAGUCAAUAAUUGAAACUUCGACGAUGGUACUUCAGCUGAAAUGUCUUGUCGCUUUUCUUCUCUUCCAUGGUGUGGUACUACCGCUCGAAACCUGGGACGACGACUCCUUGUUCCUCAUUAGAAGUACCGCCUCGAAUUUAGUGCUCGACUCUCGUGAGUCCAAAGUGACAAUUCAACACUUUGACGGCUAUAAACCGCAACUAUGGAAAUUCAAGAGAGGAGAGCGACCAGGUUUGUUCAUCAUCGUUAACAAUAACACAGGGACAGUCUUGGACGUCGACAAAAGCAACCAAAACACAAUCAUUCUAGCCAAAGAAAAAGAUUCUUUAAACCAACAGUGGAUUCUCAACUCAAAUGGUCGCAUUAUAAACGCAGGUAUGAAGCUAACUGUGGAUAUAAUUCACGCGAGGUACGUCCCAGGGAAUCCUGUGAUAGUACGCACUGAUAAUGGGAACGCAGCCCAAGACUUCAUCGUAAAAGAAAAAAUUACUUGUGGAUUGCCUUAAAAACCUGCACUUUGUGUUUUUUUAGCAGAAUAUAUUCUUAAAAUGUG
This is a messenger RNA of Zophobas morio, 578 nucleotides long. RefSeq lists its product as uncharacterized. The record is from RefSeq and is a predicted model, not a curated record. Lineage: Eukaryota; Metazoa; Arthropoda; Insecta; Coleoptera; Tenebrionidae. The transcript has 3 exons. Bases 49 to 531 code for a protein of 160 amino acids.